Messenger RNA from Thermothielavioides terrestris NRRL 8126, 204 nucleotides. RefSeq lists its product as uncharacterized. The annotation marks the transcript as partial. The record is from RefSeq and is a predicted model, not a curated record. The transcript is spliced from 2 exons. Lineage: Eukaryota; Fungi; Ascomycota; Sordariomycetes; Sordariales; Chaetomiaceae.
CUAGGAGACUAUAUAACAAUAUACCUCGAUAAUAUUUUAAUAUAUUUGAAUAAGAUCCUCUAUAGACUAAGGGGUAUAGGUCUUAACCUAGACCUUAAGAAAUAUACCUUCGUAGUAAAGGAGGUUAAGUACCUAAGGUACAUUAUAGAGAUAGAAGUCUAUAUCCGCCUUAACCCUAAGAAGAUUAAGGCUAUCUAUAAGUAG